Messenger RNA from Oryza brachyantha (malo sina), 1222 nucleotides. Its product is annotated as plasma membrane-associated cation-binding protein 1-like. Gene Ontology annotation, cellular component: plasma membrane. The record is from RefSeq and is a predicted model, not a curated record. NCBI's taxonomy places the organism in Eukaryota, Viridiplantae, Streptophyta, Magnoliopsida, Poales, Poaceae. The coding region runs from base 149 to 847 and encodes 232 amino acids. The transcript is spliced from 4 exons.
GAUUCUUCCUCACGUAGCACGUACGUCUCAUCAUCGUCAUCGCUCCCGCUCCGAUCAGCUGAUCCAUCGAUCGAUUGUCGUCGAUCUAUUUCAGUCUGUCAGUCAGUCAGUCGAUCGAUCGAUCGAUCUCCGGCCGGCGGAGCGCGCCAUGGAUUACUGGAAGACCAAGGUGCUGCCCAAGAUCAAGGUCGUCUUCGCCAAGGGCGGCGCCGCCAAGAAGGCGGCCGCCGGCGAGAUCAUCAAGUCCUUCGACGAAUCCAAGGAGGGGAUCAACGGCGAGUUCGAGGAGAAGAAGGCCGGCCUCCAGCCCAAGGUCGUCGAGAUCUACGAAGCCGCUCCUGCGCCGCUCAAGGUUCUGAUCAAGGACAGGACGAAGGUGUCCGGGAUCAAGAAGAACUCCGCCGCCGUCACCAAGUUCGUCGACGACCUCGCCAAGAUCGAGUUCCCCGGGGCGAAGCAACUGAGCGAGGGGAUCGCCAAGGUCGGCCCGGCGCUGCUCUCCGGCCCGGUCUUCGCCACCUUCGAGAAGGUCUCCACGUUGCUCCCCGCCGCCACCGGGGAGGAAGAGGAGACCAAGCCCAGGGAGGCUCCGGCCGCCGAGGAGGCUCCUGCUGCCGCCGCAGAGGAGAAGAAAGAGGAAGCGGCCGCCGCCGAGGAGAAGAAGGAAGAAGCCGUGGAGAAGAAAGAGGAGGAGACCGCUGCUGCCGCCGACGAGCCAGCCGCCGGCGGCGAGGCAGCAGAACCUGCAGCAGCCAAGGAGGAGGCCGCAGAAACGCCGGCGGCGCCCGAGGCGACCCCGUCUGAGCCGGCGCCGGCGAAGGCCGAGGAGGAGGCGCCAAAGGCCUAGCUACCUAGCUAGCUAGCUAGGGUUCACCGCCAUUGACGGACACCUCAAGCCCUAGCUGGAGACGGCCGGGAUGAUCCACCACCACCACCAUUCUUUGCUCUUACACAUAUGCAUGAUGACGAAGAUAUUCCAUUAUUAUUGUUCAUUUUUUUUCUCCCUGCCAUUUUCCCCUCCUCUUUUAUGGUUAUUUAUUAGAUGUGUAAGCCUAUAAUUUUUGUCUGUACUUAAAUUAUAUGCUCAGUCAGUGUGAGUGAGAACAUGUAUGUAUGUAUGGCAUCUGUAUAUUAUCACCAGUUUUGUUCGUUUUGGAAGCAUGCAUUUAUUUCAUUAUUCUUGUUUCUCCUAUGUCGUUUUAUAUAUCCUACAUUCUGAAAA